Molecule: messenger RNA, 1896 nt
Organism: Vidua chalybeata
Lineage: Eukaryota; Metazoa; Chordata; Aves; Passeriformes; Viduidae
Gene: FBXO46
Product: F-box protein 46
Exons: 2
Coding region: 94-1806 (570 amino acids)
Molecular function (GO): protein binding
Source: RefSeq, a predicted model, not a curated record
GCACCCCGGAAGCGGCCGGAGAGGCGGAGCGGCCGCGCCCGGCACGGCCCGGCCCGGGCGGCCCCCGCGGCGUGGCCGUGCCAUGCGGCGCUGAUGGAGCCCAACGCCUUCCCGCAGCUGCAGCUCUGGUGCCCGCGGCCCUUCGGCACCUUCUCGCAGAACAAGCCAUGCGCCCCCGCCGCCGCCGCCGCCGCCGCCGCGCCGCCCCGCAAGCCCCUGGGCUGCCGCCCCUCCGAGAACACCCCACCCGAGCCCCCCGAGCCCGCCCCGGCGCCGGCGGCGGCCGCCGAGGACGGGCGGGUGCUGCUGGACACGUGGUACGUCAUCAAGCCGGGCAACACCAAGGAGAAGGUGGCCUUCUUCGUGGCCCACCAGUGCGGCACCGGCGGCGCCGGCGGCCGCGCCAGCACCAUGAAGGUCAAGGGCAACUGGGGCAGCGAUAGCUCCAAGGCCAAGCGGCGCCGGCGCUGCCACGACCCCGCCAAGGCCGCGCCGGGCUGGGCCGCCGGCUCCGGCGACGCCCCCAAGGACCCUCCUCGGGACGCCCCCGAGGACGCCGCCGGCGACGGCGUCGGGGACAGCGCCGGCGACGGCGCGGACCUGCUGUCGGUGGCCGAGAUGGUGGCGCUGGUGGAGCGGCGGGCGGCGCUGGCCCUGCAGAGCCUGCCCCGGCCCUGCGACGCGCCGGCCCCGCUGGUGCUGCUGGAGGCGCCGGGCGGCCCCGAGUGCCGGCGCGUGGCCGCGGCCGUGGCCCAGUUCGAGUCGCAGCAGCAGCAGCAGCACCGGGAGCGCGGCGGGGCCCGGCCCAACGGGCUGUGCCGCGGCGGCGGCGGCGGCGGCGAGUGCGGCCCCGGCGCGGCGGCGGGGCCCGGCGAGGUGCGGAUCGCCUUCCGCAUCUCCAGCGGGCGCGGCGAGCCCCGCGGGGCCGCCGCCGGCGCCGUCCCCGAGCGUCCCCGCGCGCUGGGCGCCAAGGACCAGAUCACCUGCGACCUGUACCGGCUGGUCAGCCCGGCGCGGGCCGGCGUGGAGCUGCUGCUGGCCGCCAAGGGGGACAAGGAGGGCGCCGACGAGGCGGCGGCCGCGGAGCCGAGCGCCGGCGCGGCCGAGGGCGCGGCGUCGGCGGCGCGGGACUGCGCGUCCGGCUUCCACGUGGACGUGGUGGUGACGGGCGUGGUGGACCAAUGCGUGUUCUUCGGCAAGGACAGCGCCAAGCAGGUGACGGAGGAGACGGUGCGGCUGCCGGACGAGCCGCCGCCGCCCGGCCAGCUGUUCCUGCUGCCCGGCCGGCCCGAGGAGCCGGCGGCGGCCGCGGCGGCGCCGGGCCGGGAGGCGCCCGGGGACCCGGCGCUGUGCCGGCUGUACCGGCACGUGUCGCACGACUUCCUGGAGAUCCGCUUCAAGAUCCAGCGCCUGCUGGAGCCGCGGCAGUACAUGCUGCUGCUGCCCGAGCACGUCAUGGUGAAGAUCUUCAGCUACCUGCCCACGCAGGCGCUGGCCGCCCUCAAGUGCUCGUGCCACUACUUCAAGUCCAUCAUCGAGACCUUCGGCGUGCAGGCCACGGAUUCCCGGUGGAACCGCGACCCGCUGUACCGCGACGACCCCUGCAAGCAGUGCAAGAAGCGCUACGAGCGCGGGGACGUGUCGCUGUGCCGCUGGCACCCCAAGCCCUACCACCACGACCUGCCCUACGGCCGCUCCUACUGGAUGUGCUGCCGCCGGCCGGACCGGGAGGCGCCGGGCUGCCGGACGGGGCUGCACGACAACAACUGGGUGCACCCGGCCGGCCGCAGGGAGGACGGCAGGUGAAGGACGGACGGACGGACGGACGGACGGACGGCUCGGGCACGGGAAGGGCCGCGGAAGGAUUGCUGGGGGCGGGUGGGGGGGAAAAAAAGA